AACAGUGGCGUGCCGUGCCGUUGGCUUUAUUAGAAGCUGUGCACCUGUAUUUAGACCUGGAUUGGCACAGCACAGAGAUCGUCAGUUUAUUUCUGCUGCACAAUCACAGACACGCAGUCGCGAGCUAUAAGUUUUAAUUUGCCAACAUGAAGAGCAGACUGAGCAGUAGACUGCCGUGGCAGCAAGAGGAGGAGCUGGACCUCGAGCUCAGCCUCCUCCCCGGCGACUCGGACACGGAGCCGCCCGGCUUCUUCCGCUGCACCUACUGCGACCGCAAGUUCUACACCUCGCAGGCGCUCGGCGGCCACCAGAACGCGCACAAGUACGAGCGCACCCUCGCCAAGCGCCGCCGCGAGAUCGCCGCCGCCUUCAAUGCCGGCGGCGCGGGGCGCGCCAUCAGCGUCGCCGCGGGAGCUGAGACCGUCGGAGCGAGGCCGCGGCUGGAAGACGCUCUGGGGCCGGAGAGAUCGUCUCGCCUGUUGCUGCGGGACAAGAAGGGCUCGUCGGAGCACGGCGGCGUCGAGCGCGCCGACGAGCUGGACCUGUCCCUCAGGCUAUGAUCGAUGGACCUCACCCGCGGCGCCUCUCAAGUUUCCGUAAUCGGUUUGCCUGCUGGUUAAUUUUUCCUAUCUGUAUGCUUUGCCUCUUAGAUUAUUCACCGUCAUCUUGCACAUAAAAGCUGAGUUUCUAUCCUUGGAUACAUAUAUGCUUGCAGAUGAGUUUGUGUACUAAUAGGAUUUCUUGGCAACACGCGAAGGGCAUAUAAUUCGUCCACUCAA
Panicum virgatum (switchgrass) is the source of this 779-nucleotide messenger RNA. RefSeq names its product zinc finger protein 2-like. The coding region runs from base 147 to 560 and encodes 137 amino acids. Gene Ontology annotation, biological process: negative regulation of abscisic acid-activated signaling pathway. The record is from RefSeq and is a predicted model, not a curated record. The transcript has a single exon. Lineage: Eukaryota; Viridiplantae; Streptophyta; Magnoliopsida; Poales; Poaceae.